AUGGUCCACAUUCCAGGCGUCAGACACCGUGCCACAGAUUGUCUCUCGAGACACCCGACCGGUGAGCCUGAGAGGUUGCACCUCCCCGAUGACAUCGCUACAAUCUCUUUGACCCCUGCCAUGUUCCUGCACUCCAUAACGCUCAUGGCAGGCCUCCGAACCAUGGCCCCACAAGAGGACACUGUCGAGAUUUGCACGCUUUCCUCUGCUAUGUGUGCCCUGGAGUCCCUCCACUUGAAGUCAGUCACAUGGGACCGGGUCUGUACUGCCACAACUAGUGAUGACAACAUGCAAGCAUUACUUGAUGCUAUUCAAGCUGGCAUGCCGGAGUUUGGUCAAGAGCUCCCCUCACCUCUCCGCGAAUACUUCCCAUUCCGUGACGACCUUUAUACAAGUGAUGGUGUCAUCCUCUACAAGGACCGCAUUGUCAUACCACCAUCCCUACGGGAGAAAGUAUUGGCCCAUCUGCAUGCUGCACACCAAGGAGUAACUUCUAUGACAGCCAGAGCAGAGUCCUCUGUCUUUUGGCCUAGCAUCACUCCAGCCUUUACAGCUCUCCGUGCCCGGUGCAACCAAUGCAACAGGAUCGCACCCUCCAACCCGCGUGCACCCCCCACCCCGUUGCUGUAUCCGGGCUACCCUUUCCAAUGCAUCUGCGCCGAUUUCUUUCACAAGGGCUGCAACUACCUGGUCAUCGUGGACCGCUUCUCCAAUUGGUUUAUCAUUGAGAGGUCCAAUCAAGGGGCAACUGGACUCAUUUCUUGCCUACAGAUGACAUUCGUCACCUUCGGGAUCCCAGAUGAACUAGCAUCGGAUGGUGGCCAAGAAUUUACAGUGGCUGCCACACACCGCUUUCUCAAGGACUGGGGCGUUCAUCACAGACUUUCAUCCGUUGCUUACCCACAUAGCAACUGUCGUGCUGAGGUGGCUGUCAAUUCCGUGAAACGUCUCAUCAUGUCCAACACCAGCCCUGCAGGUGCCCUCGACACUGAUACCUUCGAAUGGGCUAUGCUGCAGUACUGA
Molecule: messenger RNA, 1023 nt
Organism: Lytechinus pictus (painted urchin)
Lineage: Eukaryota; Metazoa; Echinodermata; Echinoidea; Temnopleuroida; Toxopneustidae
Exons: 1
Coding region: 1-1023 (340 amino acids)
Biological process (GO): DNA integration
Molecular function (GO): nucleic acid binding
Source: RefSeq, a predicted model, not a curated record